Molecule: messenger RNA, 585 nt
Organism: Trichomonas vaginalis G3
Lineage: Eukaryota; Parabasalia; Trichomonadida; Trichomonadidae
Product: rubrerythrin family
Exons: 1
Coding region: 1-585 (194 amino acids)
Molecular function (GO): metal ion binding; oxidoreductase activity
Source: RefSeq, a predicted model, not a curated record
AUGUCAAUUCCAUUCAAGGGAAGCCAGACUGAGAAGAAUAUCGCAGCUGCAUACGCAGGAGAAUACAUUACUUAUGUUCGUUACUCAUCAUAUGCUAAAAAAGCCAGAAAAGAAGGUUUCGAGCAAAUUGCAGAUUAUUUCCAAGAGACAGCAGAUAAUGAAAGAGAGCAUGGUAAAAUUUUCUUAAAGAUGCUUAAGGAAUCAGAUCCAAUUGUCAAUGUUCAGUUUCCAAUCGAAACAAGACAAAAUAAAUCAACAUUGGAGAACCUCAAAGAUGCUGCUGUUGCAGAAGAUAAUGGAGGACUUAAAAUAUAUCCAUACAUGGCAGCUGUUGCUGAAAAGGAAGGUUUUCUUGAUAUUGCAAACACAUUUAAGCUUAUUGCUGAAGUUGAACAUCAGCAUGGUGUUAGAUUAGCAAUACUUGCCAAACAAGUUGAAAAUGGAACAUUCUGGAAACGCGAAAAGGAAGUUGAAUGGAAGUGCAGAAAUUGUGGAUAUAUCUUCAAAGGAAAAGAAGCUCCUAAAGAAUGCCCUGUUUGCCAUCAUCCACAAAGCUUCCAACAAAUCAGAGAGGUUUUAGAAUAA